Messenger RNA from Caenorhabditis elegans, 1642 nucleotides. RefSeq lists its product as uncharacterized. Gene Ontology annotation, biological process: DNA repair; chromatin organization. Bases 14 to 1558 code for a protein of 514 amino acids. Lineage: Eukaryota; Metazoa; Nematoda; Chromadorea; Rhabditida; Rhabditidae. The transcript is spliced from 7 exons. Gene Ontology annotation, cellular component: nucleus. The record is from RefSeq and is marked reviewed.
UUGAAAUUCUCCAAUGAAAGCCGCUGAACACGAUUUGCUCACAAUUGAGCUUGCUCCACGGCGACGAGAUGAGCUCCAAAUCCACAAUAAAAAGAUUGCAGAGGUCGAUCAUUGGCUCAAAAAUGUAUUUUCUGAGUCAAACAAGCAGCUAGGAGUGAUGUACCUCACAGGACCAGCUGGCUCGGGCAAAUCGACGACUGUCGAAGUGAUGUGCACAGAGCAGAAUAUCGAAAUCAUCGAAUAUUCGCCAGAAUAUCUUCACAAUGAAGAUUUCGAGUGUGAAAAGCCGGAUUUCACCCAGCUGCGGAGGUUUUUGUUGCGGAGACAUGGAAGCUUGCGGGGUGGUGGCUUGAAAAAGCGGCUUCUUCUCGUCACAGAGCUGCCUGAUCAAGCUUAUAGUGAUGCUGAGAAGUUUCGAGAAGAUUUGUCAGAAGUUCUGCAACAUAUUUGGCAUCCCGUGAUAUUCUGCCUCACGAAUAGUAUUGCAUGCUGGAAUUUGAACCCUGAUCGAUUGUUUACCAAGGACUUUAACAUUAUGAAUGGAAUAGAUACAGUAACAUUCAACCCAGUUGCUGACUCCUUCAUGAAAAAAGCACUCGUCCGCGCUUCAAACUGCCUGAGCUCCCCACUAUCCGAUGCAAAGCUGAAUGUGAUCGGAGAGGAAGCUGGAGGCGAUUUGAGAAUCGCUAUGAAUAUGUUACAGAUGAAUUCGAUUGGACCGAAUGCUGAUAGAAGAAGUGGAAAUAGUGUGAUAUGUGCAUCGAAAGCGAAUCGAGAAGAAGCUUUUCAUAUGAUUGGGCGAAUUUUAUACGCGAAACGUGUCAAUCCGAAUGUUCCGAAGCCGAGUCGUUUCUCGAAGCGAAGGCGGAAGUCUGCACCGAUUCCGGAGCCGCUAGUGAGAACAGAGCUGGAGCAUGACCCGACUGAUAUUAUUACAAUGUCGAGUAUGACUUCUGAGAAGCUUCUCGACUUUCUAUUUCAAAAUGAGCCCAUCUUCUGCUCGAAUAUAUCCAAAUAUCGCUACGUCGCGGAGACUUUUUCGAUGUGUGACUUUUUAACCGGAGACUGGACGACCCGAAAAUCUCUGCCAGAAGAUUACGUGGCACAGAUGGCUACACGUUCGGUGAUGUGGAAUAACUACAAAGAACCUCGCCCGGGAACAUUAUUCGCAGUCGGACGUCCGUUAAGAAGCUCACUGGAAAAACACACGGCUCGAACGAAAUUGGAAUUGCAAAGACUUCCGAUGAUUGGUGCCAAGGAUUAUGCUGCUCUAACAUGUCCGUAUAUAACAAUCAUCAAGGAUAUUAUCGAUCCGCAGAGAAUCGAGUAUUUCCUCUCGAGACCCAUGGAUAUCAACUGGCAAUGGGGAAAUGAUAAAAUCGAGGAGCAUUUAGAGAAACAGUAUGCCCUAGACUACAAAGGACGUAAAAAACACCGUCUUCCCCUUCAUAAGGCACCGAAGCCUUCCGGAAAGAUUAUCGAAGUGGUGGAUUUGGAAGAGGAAGAGGAAAAGUUCACAAUCGAGGAGUCCAGUGACGAUUCUUUUGAAGAAUUUUGAUUUAAAUUUAAAUUACUGACUAUUUAAAUAAUUUCUUUAAAUUUUACGUGUUUCUCCGGUCAUAUCAAUAAAUCUGAUUUUAAU